This is a messenger RNA of Electrophorus electricus (electric eel), 2552 nucleotides long. NCBI's taxonomy places the organism in Eukaryota, Metazoa, Chordata, Actinopteri, Gymnotiformes, Gymnotidae. The record is from RefSeq and is a predicted model, not a curated record.
CCGCAUCGUGGCCUCCCGACAGGGAUCCUCCUUCACCCUGGCUGAGCACUAUAAAACAAGAGACAUCUCCAUCAUAAACAGCUGAACAAUGGCCAGACGCUGGCCUUCGUGAAGGUACCCCUGGCCUGCUGUUCCUCAUACACCCUUCCCCCUGCACUCUUUAUCAAAAACAAACAAUCUGCCCCUGUGACCUUACUAAACAAAGGCUUCUCGCCCCUCACCGUCUCACCCUCCGACAAAGCCUAAGGUUGAUCAUGCGCAUGAGUCCCGAAUGACAUAAUUGUGCUGGAUUCUACGAAGUUAGCAUAGAUUCCUGACAUAUUCACCAGCUGGAGCAGAGUCCGAUCAUUUUGCGCUGCCGUGCUGAAGCAUAGAGCUACGGUAGCGCAACCGCAGCUAGCGCAGCUAGCGCAGCUGUCGGAUCGGAACCAGCUGCUAAGGGAGAAUGUGUCGCUGUUGCCGUGCAGAUGCGGAGUUGCGCAUCGGGGAGCUGCAGUGGGGGGACAGUGGCAUCUACUCAUGCAAGGUGAUCAUCGGUGAUGACGUGGACGGCGAGACAGAAGGGCAGCUGGAGCUGCUGGUGCUCGGUAAGACAGGUGUGCUGGAUGACGUCCUGCCUGAGUUUGAGCUAGAGAUUAUGCCAGAGUGGGUGUUUGUGGGAUGUGUAGUCCUGGCUGGUCUGCUGUUCCUGUUGUUCAUUGGGGUGUGCUGGUGUCAGUGCUGCCCACAUUCCUGCUGCUGUUAUGUACGCUGCUGCUGCUGCCCAGAUACCUGCUGCUGCCCAAAGCAUUUAUAUGAAGCAGGGAAGCAGGCUAAUAGUGGACAGCCCACCCAGAUUGCCAUGUAUUCCCCGUACUACAUUCCGGGUGUUCCCAUUGUGCCUCGCGCUGUACCACCUAUCGCUGAGCCCACAAUAUCUGCAGCACCCCCACCUAUGGAGAGCAAUAUGACUGGAGUGCGCAGUGGAUAUCGUCUCCAGGCCAGUCAGGGUCAGGACGUUAUGAAAGUUGUGUACUACAUAGAGAGGGACCUGGCACAGUUCCGCACGGCCAAGGGGGCCAGCCAUCCAUCUCGCAGCCUAUCAGAAUUGAGCUCCCUGCACGAGGCUGAUGUAGACUUCAGGCAGACCUAUCGGCAGGUGCAGAAGAAAGCUCUGCAACCAAUCGGCGACCACGAAGCUGAGUCACACAUCUGCACGGCCCCCACAGGUCCCGGGCUCCGGUCCGCACGCUAUCAGAGCACUCGCGAUGAGGAGCAGGUCAGCAGCAGGUGGAACCCGCGGUCAGAACACCUGCACAGGAAGGCCUUCGAUGGCAGGGGUCGCACCGGCUCUCUGGACGAGCUGGAGGAGUUUGCGAGGAGCUACGGCCCCCGAGCUGGGCGGAGGGUUGACCCCCGUGGACCCCAGCGAGAUUUUGAAAUGGAGCUGAGGCCGCAAGACCCACGGUCAACAUACCGGGACAGGCCACACCGUUUCCAUGACGCCGCCGAUGAAUGGUACCAGCGUAGCCCUCCUCCAUCUCCACGAAGGAGACGGGACACGGGCGCCAGCGAGCGGUACGCCGCCCGCAGCCUAUCGUACGACGACACCUACCUCACCUCCCUGCUGGAACGCAAGACCAGGGAGCGUGGAGAGCGUGGCGGGUGGGCCGACGAGGACAGCGACACGCCCUCCAAGGACAGCUCCAAGAACAGCCGGUCAGCCAGCUACCGGCCUGAGGAGGAUGACCCCUUGCCUCCGUACUGUGAGGCGGAGCGCUAUCGGGCGGAGAAAGGCACAGAACGGGAGCGGUAUCGCACCCUGGAGAAUGCCGCGCAGCCCUUCUCUUAUACCCGCCCCAGUCACGGCACCUCGCGGACCCUGAAGGAGCGCAGGGAGGACAAGGAAAAGCCCAGGAAACUGACCUCACAUCUAAGCAGAGAGUCCCUCAUUGUUUGAAGCCAUGGGUGAGGCUCCAGAGCCCAGAGUACCCACUCUGCCGAUCAGCCUGGACUCUUAAGGCUGCAUGCAUCGGUCCGCAGAGAGAUGCACAGGGUAACAUGAAUCGAUCUGCACUGUGCACCUUGUGUGCCCGAGGAACAGUGGCACUGGAGCCAGGUGUUAAUCACAAUCAGGAAUGCAGAGAUAAUGCACGUGUGUGUGCGUGUGUGUGUGUGUGUGCGUGUGUGUGCACGCGCGCGUGCGUGCGUGUGUUUGAAACAUACAUAAUUAUUGCAUUCAUGGAUGUGAAUUCCAAACUAUAUUCAUCUCUUUAGUGAUUGCGGUGUUUACAGAAGGAAACUGAAUGCUUGCUCAGUUUACGCCAUAAAACCCCUGUAGACUGAACAAAGACUCAUAAGACUUUGUAGUAUUAUUCUUACCAAGAGCCUUGAUGUUUUGUACUGGUUAAAUACUGUAUUUGGAUGCUGGCCUUUAUUAUUCUUUUUAUAGUUUUGCACUUUAGAGUAAAUUUACAUUUCAGUGUUAUUCAGUGUAACAAAUGACUGCAGUUCAAAUAAUGUGCCACUUAUUUGAAAUAAUGAUUGUUUUGAUAUAAACCCUUACUAUCUAA